Penicillium diatomitis is the source of this 1137-nucleotide messenger RNA. RefSeq names its product 3-isopropylmalate dehydrogenase. The transcript has 3 exons. Lineage: Eukaryota; Fungi; Ascomycota; Eurotiomycetes; Eurotiales; Aspergillaceae. The record is from RefSeq and is a predicted model, not a curated record. Gene Ontology annotation, molecular function: NAD binding; magnesium ion binding; 3-isopropylmalate dehydrogenase activity. Gene Ontology annotation, biological process: L-leucine biosynthetic process. Gene Ontology annotation, cellular component: cytosol. Bases 1 to 1137 code for a protein of 378 amino acids.
AUGACCCAAACUCACAGCAUCCUUGUCCUCCCCGGUGAUGGAAUCGGUCCUGAGGUCAUGGCGGAGGCCAUCAAAGUACUCAGAGCAUUCGAAAACCCCGAGUGCAAGUUUGUACUUCGCGAGGAGUUGAUCGGUGGCUGUAGCAUUGAUGCGACAGGGAAACCGGUGACCGACGAAGUGAAGCAGGCAGCCCUGACUUCGGAUGCAGUGCUCUUCGCGGCUGUUGGAGGUCCAAAAUGGGACAAGGCUCGACGUGGACUGGAUGGGCCUGAAGGUGGACUCCUACAGCUUCGGAAAGCAAUGGAUAUCUAUGCGAAUCUGCGUCCAUGUUCAUCUCAUUCUCCUAGCUCAUCGAUCACCAAGGAGUUCAGUCCUUUUCGUCAUGAGGUCCUCUUUGGCCCCGAAAAAGAUGCGACGGGACUUGAUGGAGUGGACUUUGUGGUGGUGCGAGAGAAUUGUGGUGGUGCCUAUUUUGGAAAGAAAGUUGAAGAUGCCGAUUAUGCCAUGGAUGAAUGGGGAUACUCUACGGCAGAGGUCCAACGAGUUACUCGUGUCGCCGCCCAAGUUGCCCUCCGUCACACGCCGACAUGGCCAGUAAUCUCACUGGACAAAGCAAAUGUGUUGGCAUCAUCUCGGCUCUGGCGUCGAGUAGUCGAGGAGACUAUGGCCACAGAAUAUCCUCAGUUGAAGCUGAUUCAUCAGCUGGCGGAUUCGGCAUCUUUGAUCCUGGCAACCAACCCGCGGGCUCUGAACGGAGUCAUACUGGCCGACAACACAUUUGGUGAUAUGAUCUCUGAUCAGGCGGGCUCGAUAGUUGGGACUCUGGGUGUUCUUCCCAGCGCAAGUCUCAAUGGUCUCCCUGGUGAUAAAACGCUCCAGACCAGGCCGUACGGAUUGUAUGAGCCUACUCAUGGCUCCGCCCCAACUAUCGCAGGGAAAAACGUCGCCAAUCCUGUGGCCAUGAUUCUGUGUGUUGCUCUAAUGUUUCGGUAUUCUCUGAACAUGGAGAACGAGGCACAACAAGUUGAGGACGCAGUCAGACGAGUUCUUGACAAGGGUCUCCGCACGCCUGAUCUAGGCGGCAACUUGGGUACAAAGGAGCUCGGAGACGCUAUUGUUGCAGAAUUGAGGCUUUGA